UUUGUUAGCGAAACACCGUCAAAGACAAGAAGUGUUGCUGUGGUAGCUCUGAAAGGCAUGGUGAUGUCGGGCCUGAGCGCUCUGCUGAAAUUGUGUAACGGACGAUAUCUCUUUGCAAAAAGGUGUCGACUACUUGUAGGUGAACGGUUGAUGUGGUGAAGAAGGCUCGACUACACACCCCCCUGCUAUCGCCAGUUCAUGGCAAUUACCCGACCCUUGACAAAUGGCUCUAUCCCGGUGACGAGAACACAGCUAGCAAGAGACGAGAGCCAUGUUCUUAUGUCUUUGCUCGCUUCAGCUCUCGACGAGUGGCCUCUUGCACGUACCUCAGACCUUAUCGCUCUACUUCACGCAAUCAAAAGCUUGAGCGACGGACCUAGCAAGGACUUGACCUUCGGCACGGAGCAAAGAGAGUGGAGAGAACUUUACUUCUUCGCGUCGAUCUGGCUCAAUGAUGUCUGCUGGGAACAGCCUGGUGAUGUGGUCGAGGGAUUCACUCGGCACCCCGAAAACAAAGCUUGCGACAUUGCAGCAUACAUAAAGAGACAUGAUAUCUGGGCCCAGCUGACCGCUGACGGAUUCUUCAAGACCGACGUCGCUUACUACAACAUCAUUCGUGCGCUCGAGCAAAAGGUUGAGUUCAACGAUACCGUGCAUCUCUACGAAAGAGUGUUUCCAGAGAUGCAGAUCCCCGCCGCUGCUCAUUGGAUUCGCGCAACGGGGAAAAGACUCUACGAAGAUGCUGUGGAGGGAGUCGAGAGGGACAGUCUUGUGACCUCUAGAGGGGUUAACAUGAGUCUAACCUACGACAACAUGUGUAAGGAUCGCUGGGACUUCUGGCAGAGUCGCUUCAACGAAUUUGUCAACGGUGAACAAGAAGCAGAUCAAAGGACCAAACAAGAGGCAAAGGCUGCGGUCGAGCAUAUGCAAGAUGUGGUCAAGACCUGGAAAGCUGAACAUGGUGGAGACGCUGAAGACAAAUGCUGAACACUCGAGCUUGGGGGUCUUGUAACAUCUUGGCGAUCAUGCUGAGAUGAGGGCCAGGGAAGAUGGACAACUUGAUGUGCUAGCAAGGAUG
Molecule: messenger RNA, 1078 nt
Organism: Aureobasidium subglaciale EXF-2481
Lineage: Eukaryota; Fungi; Ascomycota; Dothideomycetes; Dothideales; Saccotheciaceae
Exons: 2
Coding region: 199-987 (262 amino acids)
Source: RefSeq, a predicted model, not a curated record